AUAACAUUGCGAUAAAAACCCUAGUAUCGUAGUGUUGGUUGUGUUGCUAGGGUUUCAGAAUUUCAGGCUCGUGUUAGCACUUAGGUUUGAAGGAGGUAGAGAAAGACGAAGGAGAGCCUCACCUGAAACGUCGCAACCAUGGGUCGUAUGCACAGUCGUGGUAAGGGUAUCUCUGCAUCAGCUUUACCCUAUAAGAGGACACCACCUAGUUGGCUGAAGAUAUCAGGACAGGAUGUGGAAGAUAACAUUUGCAAGUUCGCGAAGAAGGGGUUGACCCCUUCUCAGAUUGGUGUGAUUCUUCGAGACUCUCACGGUAUUGCUCAGGUUAGGAGCGUUACUGGAAGCAAGAUCCUACGUAUACUGAAGGCUCAUGGCCUUGCCCCUGAAAUCCCCGAGGAUCUGUACCAUCUGAUUAAGAAAGCCGUUGCGAUCCGGAAACAUCUUGAGAGAAAUAGGAAGGAUAAAGAUUCUAAAUUUAGAUUGAUUCUCGUAGAGAGCAGGAUUCACCGACUCGCCCGCUACUACAAGCGAACAAAAAAACUCCCACCAGUCUGGAAAUAUGAGUCUACUACCGCUAGUACCCUGGUGGCGUAGGGUUCGUGCCUGCAAGUUCCGGUGGCCAGAAUUCCUGCCUACGCUCAUGAUGGGUAGGACAUAUUCAUAGUUAGAUUAAAGAGGGAGAGGAACAGUUUUGUUUGUCUGGACCAAUUGCUACUUAGCUUUUGGGUAUUUCGUUCUUCAUUUACUGGAGCAUUUUAUUUGAAUUAUGACUUUUUAUCUUCUUCU
This is a messenger RNA of Telopea speciosissima, 786 nucleotides long. Its product is annotated as 40S ribosomal protein S13. Lineage: Eukaryota; Viridiplantae; Streptophyta; Magnoliopsida; Proteales; Proteaceae. Bases 139 to 594 code for a protein of 151 amino acids. The record is from RefSeq and is a predicted model, not a curated record. Gene Ontology annotation, biological process: translation. The transcript is spliced from 5 exons. Gene Ontology annotation, molecular function: structural constituent of ribosome; small ribosomal subunit rRNA binding. Gene Ontology annotation, cellular component: ribosome; cytosolic small ribosomal subunit; nucleolus.